Colossoma macropomum (tambaqui) is the source of this 4634-nucleotide messenger RNA. It is a transcript of the gene atp13a2, whose product is annotated as ATPase cation transporting 13A2. Gene Ontology annotation, molecular function: ATP hydrolysis activity; ATP binding; ATPase-coupled monoatomic cation transmembrane transporter activity. The record is from RefSeq and is a predicted model, not a curated record. Bases 354 to 3836 code for a protein of 1160 amino acids. Gene Ontology annotation, biological process: intracellular calcium ion homeostasis; autophagosome-lysosome fusion; regulation of autophagosome size. The transcript has 30 exons. Gene Ontology annotation, cellular component: membrane. Lineage: Eukaryota; Metazoa; Chordata; Actinopteri; Characiformes; Serrasalmidae.
ACAGAGGCGGAGUCAGAGCUCAGAUCUGGUCCUGCCCACGCGGUGAAAGCGUAAUCCAGCAGGUAUGCUGUGUCUCCUCACGGAUCUCUGCACACAUUAAGCUAAAACCAACAGAGCAGAGUGGACAUCUCCGGCUGGCACAAUGUCACAGGGCUCUGCAGUUAGCUCAGUUCACUAAAGGGGCUGGUUUUGACCUCGAUUUUUCCAGGGAAGGACAGAAGGGAACGGGUGUGAUGUACUGGUAGCAAUGGGAAGUCACAUGAUCUAGUCUUGUGAAUGACCAGCUGCAGUCCUGCGCUGCUUAUCCUGAUUGCUCUGCUUAUGUUUGCAGAAGAGGGAGCUAUUCUCAGAGGAUGAGUGGGCUGACCCCCUCGCACUCUGGGUCCUCCUUAAUGGAUUCCGGGCCUGCACACGUCCCCUCUGUCUCCCACGUGGAUGUCCAGGGGUUCAGAAGAGUAUGCUGGAGGGUGUGGCUUUGCCACCUUGGAACCAUAUGUUCUUUAGGUAUGCUGCUGGUAUUGUUCAACUGGCGUCCUCGUCUAGCCGUUUUGGCUCGGUGCACCUCCUGCCCCCUUCCAAUGGCUGAUACUUUACUGUUAAGGGAUGUUCAUGGACAGCAGUUUGUCAUAGAUGUACAUGUAGACGAGAUUGAGGAGGGAAGUUUUGAGCAUGCAGGAGGAGAGGUGGAUGAAAAUGAGUGGAGGGACAAUGUUCAGCUACACAAAGAAGAGAAAACCGUACUGCGGUACUACGUGUUUGAGGGCAUGCGAUACAUAUGGAUGCCCAGAAAAGGGGCUUUCUGCAGGGUUAGUAUCCUCAAUGAGGGUUGGACUUGUGCUGACUUGCAUCGCUUUCAGCAGGGAAUGAGUCGAGCGGACCAAAGCUCAAGGCGACAGAUCUUUGGGGACAAUAUCAUUGAUGUGCCUGUGAAAUCUUACCCACAGUUGCUGUUUGAAGAGGUCCUCAACCCGUUCUACAUGUUUCAAGUGUUUAGUAUCAUCCUGUGGAUGUCCGAUAGAUACUACUAUUAUGCCGUUUGCAUCUUAAUCAUAUCUUUUAUAUCCAUCGCUGUGUCCCUGUAUGAAAUCAGAAAGCAAAGCACCACUCUCCGCCGCAUGGCCCAGCUGAUAGUGAAUGUCACUGUACGCAGAGCCACUGGAGAGGAAGAGUGUGUGAGUUCAGUGGAUCUAGUGCCAGGAGACUGUGUGGUGAUUCCAUCUGAAGGUCUGCUCCUGCCAUGCGAUGCUGCCCUGCUGGCCGGGGAGUGCAUGGUCAAUGAGAGCAUGCUGACAGGUGAGAGCGUACCUGUGAUGAAGACCCCAUUGCCUGUCUCUGGGGGGGCAUACACCCCUGAAUCUCAGCGCCGACACACACUGUUCUGUGGUACACAUAUCAUCCAGGCCAAAGGGGGUUGCCCUGGAGGGAAAGGGGCUAUAGCUGUUGUCACACGCACAGGGUUUUUCACCGCUAAAGGUGACCUCGUCAGCUCCAUUCUUUACCCACAACCACUCAACUUCCGCUUCUAUAAGGACGCCAUGAAGUUUUUAUUAUUCUUAGGAGUCCUGGCAUUGAUUGGCACAAUUUACAGUGUAGUAAUGCUUUAUAGGAGCAAUACCCCCUGGGCAGAGCUCGUUAUCCGAUCUCUGGACAUUGUGACCAUUGUGGUGCCACCUGCUCUCCCUGCUGCUAUAACAACUGGCACUAUCUAUGCCCAAAACCGGCUCAAGAAAAAAGGAGUGUUCUGCAUAAGCCCCCCUCGCAUCAACAUCUGCGGAAAGAUCUCUCUCUUCUGCUUUGACAAGACAGGUACUCUGACUGAGGAGGGUCUGGAUGUGUGGGGGGUGAAGGUGGUGAACGGGUCAGGGUUUGAUGAGCUUGUCCCAGACCCCCGUCUUCUGCCACAUGGCCCUAUGCUGUCAGGCUUGGCCUCCUGCCACUCUGUAGCCUUGCUUGGGGGUCAGCCCAUUGGAGACCCACUAGAGCUCAAAAUGAUUGAGUCCACAGACUGGGUUCUGCAGGAGCCUACUCAUGAAACAGAAGUGAGCACAGAGUUUGGAAGCCACAGGAUCCUAGCGGUGAUGAGGCCACCUGCUGCUGAGUUUCAGCCAGAGGGCAUAUCCAUCAGUCAGCCGGUAGCGAUAGUGCGGCGGUUCCCUUUCUCCUCCGCCCUGCAGAGGAUGAGUGUGGUGACAGUGGGUCCAGGGGGAGGCUCACCUUGCUGUUUCCUCAAAGGGUCACCAGAGAUGGUUGCCAGCUACUGUGUAAAAGAAAGUGUGCCUUCUCAGUUUACUAGCACUCUGCGGGAGUUUGCGAGUGAGGGCUUCAGGGUCCUAGCACUCGCUUACAGGGAACUUGAUGCACAGACUGACUUGAGCAGUAUUGAAAGGGAAGACAUAGAGACAGAGAUGCGGUUUCUCGGCCUGUUGGUGAUGAAGAACCAGGUGAAGCCUGAAAGUCCAGGAGUCAUCAGUACUUUGAGACAAGCUCAAAUCCGGCCCGUCAUGGUCACUGGUGAUAACAUCCUCACUGCUCUGAAUGUAGCACGGGCAUGUAGAAUGGUGUUGCCACAUGAGCAAGUUUUUUUUGUUCAUGCAUCACCCCCUGCUGCCAACUCUAUGGCAUCGUUACGGUUUCAUCAAGGUGAAGGUGGCGCUGGCACAGUCAGCACGCAAGAGACCAUGGAUAUUCUGGAGCAGGGCCUCUACCAGAACAGUCUUAAGUAUCAUUUGGCUAUAAAUGGAAAGUCCUUUGCAGCACUCUGUGAUCAUUUUCCUGAGUACCUACCCAAGAUUCUGAUGCGAGGCACUGUAUAUGCACGAAUGUCACCAGACCAGAAGACUGAGCUUGUCAAAGCUCUUCAGAAACUAAAUUAUCGAGUGGGCAUGUGUGGGGAUGGAGCCAAUGACUGCGGAGCACUGAGGGCUGCUGACGUCGGUGUUUCUCUGUCUGAGGCCGAGGCUUCCGUCGCCUCUCCCUUUACCUCCAAGUCUGACAACAUCAGCUGUGUGCCUCUACUUAUCAGGGAAGGAAGAUGUUCAUUGGUAACAUCCUUCAGUCUUUUCAAGUAUAUGGCUCUGUACAGUCUGAUCCAGUUUUCAUCUGUGGUCAUACUAUACACUGUGAAAACAAACUUGGGUGACCUACAGUUCCUCUUCUUCGACUUAUUCCUGGUGACACUGCUUGCUAUAGUAAUGGGGAGGGGCGGCCCCAGUGAUGAGCUUCACCCCCAGAGACCCCCUGCCAGUCUUCUCAGUGUGCCCCUUCUAUGUGCUUUGCUAAUACACACAGUGCUGCUGAUCGUCACCCAAGUGUCUGCUCUGCUCAUCACCAUCUCGCAGGAGUGGUACAUCCCUCUCAAUUCCACUAGGACAGGGCCACAAAAUCUGCCAAAUAUGGAGGACACGGGUGUUUUUGAUGUGUCAGGGUUUCAGUACAUCCUGAUGUCUAUAAUAGUGACAAAAGGAUACCCUUACAAGAAACCACUUUAUUACAACGUUGUGUUUGUACUCGUGCUGGUGGUCUUAUCUGCUGUCAUGACUUGGCUGGUGGUGUAUCCUAAGGGCGUCAUACACAGACUGCUGCAGCUCUAUAAGAUCGAUGACUUGAGCUUCCAGCUGCUGCUAAUUUCCCUAGCUGCUCUCAACUUUAUCAUGUGCUACUUUGUAGAGGAACUUGCUGACAGAUGUGCCCCAACGUUCCUCCAAGCUCUUCGUGGGAAGCGAGAGUCGAAAAAGCAGUACAAACGCUUGGACGCCCUCCUGACAGGGACACCUUCUUGGCCACCCCUUGACCAACCCCUCUACCCCCCACAGUGCGCCGUCAUUGGAAUUAGCUAGCACAAACUUCCACUUUCCCAAGUGCCACUGAUCUGUUACCACCUCCUAAUGCUUCAUACAGUGGUUUCUAGUCCCAGUCUUGGAGGAGGGGAGGGGGUGCUCUGCAGGUUUUCCCUCCUCUGACACAUUUGACCCAGCUCAUGAAGGGCUAUAUAAUUAGCUGAUGAGUUGAAUCAAGUGCAUCAGAAUAUGUAAAAUAGCAUCAGCAGGAAUAGGACUGGGAACCAUUAGCUUAAUGUGAGGAUCGUGUACUAGAUCUAAACAUUGCCUAUUAUAUAUGGCAUGUCAUUUUUAUGAUGGUAAAAAUGUGUAAACUUAUGGUUCUUUUGCAGAAAAAAAAAUUAAAGCACUUUAAGUACUCAGGGAUCAUUUCUUUAUUUGUUUCUGCAAAUGUGAAUAAAUAGUAGCUAUAACUUCAAAACAAAACUAUUAAGCAUUCAAAUUUAUUACUUUAAAAAGUUUUUAUUAAAUGGGCAUUUUGAAAAGUAUUUACAGGCAGAUUUCCAUGUUUGUAUGUAGGUCAUGACAAAUUUUUCCAGUUGAUCUGAUACAGUAUAACAGGAACAUUUGCAAAUAUUUAAAGGGUAUUUUUCCCUGAAACUGCAGGGAAUUGACAUCUUUCAGGGACAACCUCACCAAGAGGCUUUAGGUACAGGAAUAUGAUUAAAUGAAAAGGCAGGGAGAUAUUAGUUUGGCUCUCUUUGCGGAACUGUAUUGCAAGAGCCAGAGACUGAGUUAACCCUUCAGCUGAUGUAGAUGAACCAUUGAUGCAGUACAAUAACUUCAGUUAAAAAAAAA